AUGAGUUCAAAUAACCCGAGAAGUGCUGGGUCAGACCCCAGUUCGGCUGGGCCCAAUCCCAGUCGCAAGGGCUCUGUAAAACGAGCCCGCGAACUGCUGGAAGCCGGUGUCCGCCCUACUCGAGCCUCGCCGACGAUCCCUAUGCCCAUGCCCCUGUCCAGACCGUCGCCAGAUCCAAGAAAUAUUGCCCACCAAAGCCAAUGGCCUCUUCCUGCGUCGGGCCUUCAACCCCGUCCUUUAAAUCCGCAACAUCCCGGUCAACACCCUGGUCAUCCUGGUCAGCAUCCCAGGUUUCUGGUUCCACGAGGUCCUCCGCCAUCGCGACCACCCCGUCCGAGUGAAGUCCCCUCGCAAAUCCCAUCGCCUUCAAUUUAUUCGGUCAGAAGUGGCCAGGAGUCGGAGACGAGCUUGAACCAACCCAACUAUCCCACACGACCUGCGCAGUCUUUUUCUCAACCCAAGCCGCACCAGCAACCACCACCGCAGUCGUCGACCAACGAUGGCUCUGUAAGUCCUACGAGCACUACGGAUAUGACCCCUCGCAUCUCAAUUGCGACCGAUGACCUAUUUCGUCAAUCCACCGCGUCUGGUUCAUCUUCUGUUCCCGAUGUGCCACCGAUCCCUCUACCCGAGCCGCCCUUGCCUCCGGCAGAACCUCGACAGCGGACAGCAGGUCUCGCUGUGCCCCCAAGUGCCCGUCGAUCUGGAGCUCGCAGGUCCUCUGUUUCUCCCAUUCCCGAAGAGUACUCUGACCCCCGCCAAACUCUUGGCUCGCUAGCGUCCAGCCGAGCUAUCCCCUCUAGCUGGGGCUCAGGCCCAGCGGCAUCUGAGAUCCUGGGAGCUUACUUGGACAUAGAAUCGGACGACGAGCAUGUGCCGCACAAAAGGCAGACCGACGCAGACGCAGAAGCCGACGCCGACGCAGCACUUGUGCGAAGUGCCAGUCUGGGAAAGCGUGGCAAACCCACAAUGCGCACGAUUAUGAAAUCCAACCCUAACUCCGAAGUAGUAUCAAUCCCAGACGUGCCCUCUUCCAAUCCCCAAGCAGAGUACGGCCAGCCACAUGCUGCAACUGGCGCGGCAGAGACCCUCGCUGUCGGGGCAGCAGUUCAUCAAGUGCUGCAUGCGCCCAGCACAGGACGUCGAGAGUCAACCUCGACCACGUCGCACGAGUCCUAUGUUGACCCUGAGAAGCCGCGAUUCGCCCAGCCAGCUGACGAGAAGAUCUAUAGCUUGGCCAUGGAGAAGGAGCUUGGGGUUCUGCCCAAGGCAGCCCCUACGAUGAGUGACAAACGACCUGGUGGCAAGAAGCCUCCCAAGCUCGAUAUGAGCGCUCUUCGGGAUGCUGAGGCACGUGGUAGUCUUUCCAGUCUGUCUGAUCUGAUCCGCCGCGCCACAAGGCUCGCCUCCAACCUCGACCAUGGGAGGACGGCCAGCCAGGGCAAUCUGGUGGCCGACACUGCCCACAAGCCUGCCUUUGGACGCCGCCGCAAUUCUGGAUCUCUGUCUGAUAUCCUAGCCUCGUUCCCCAAUCCAGGUCUGCAAACACCCGAGACCCGCGGCUCAUGGCCCGUCUUCUUCAAUCGCUCAGGACUACGCAACGUCGAGCCCCUCGGUUCCAAUGAGGACGAUCCCGUCGCCAAAAAAGAACCUCGCAAGUGCUGUGGGAUCCCCCGCAAGUGGUUCAUCCUUCUCUGCAUCCUCCUUUUCAUCAUCGUGGUGCUCGCGAUCCUGCUUCCCGUUUUCCUUAUCGCCGUGCCCAAGCAGAACGCCAAGAAUUCAGGGUCCUGCUCGACGACAAACCCCUGCCAGAACGGUGGCGUGAGCGUCUCGAGUGGCUCGGAGUGCUCGUGCGUGUGCGCGAACGGCUACACCGGCUCUCAGUGCACCGUGGCUGGCGAUAGCAGCUGCAUCACCUCCGAGGUGGAUAAUGGCACGAUCAGCAAGAAGGCCACGAUGGGCAGCGACUUGCCGGAUGUGUUCAGCUAUUCGGAGGAGAAGUUCGGCAUCAGCCUCGACACGGUCACCCUCAUGGCCCUCUUCAGCAUGAACAACGUCUCCUGCAAGACCGAGAACUCCCUUGUCACUUUCGACGUCGAGACCAGCAGCGACACUAGCAAAACCCGACGUGCCGUCGAGCUGCCCGUCGACUUAGCGGCCGUCGAGUCGGCGGACGCAUUCCCAUCCAGCUCAGUCGGGUCGAUCGAACCGACUCCAGCCCUCAUCGCCCGCACGCUAGCGACCUCCAACGGGAUCCUCUACGACGGUAGCAGUGGCAUCUCCGAAUCGUCCGACUCCACAAAGACGACCAGCAGCGCCACGACGACGACGGCGACGGCGACCGCCGUAACCAGCGCGGCCACGAGUAUCACCGCGAGCAAGGCCAGCGCAACUGCCAGCAGUGUGCCGACGGCGGUGGUCGAGUUCUCACGGGUGGCGGUGCUUUAUAUCCUGGAGAAGACAGGAUCGGUCCUGUCGGCGUCGUGGUCCGGGUCGCAGAUCGAGACGUACCUGGAGGACUCGUACUCGGAUGCGACCCACCCGCGGCUGGAGCUGUUGGGGGAGUUUGGGUUGGACUUUGAGAAUAAGACGAUAACGCUGCGGAAUGGAACCAUUGCCAGCUGA
Molecule: messenger RNA, 2625 nt
Organism: Penicillium macrosclerotiorum
Lineage: Eukaryota; Fungi; Ascomycota; Eurotiomycetes; Eurotiales; Aspergillaceae
Exons: 2
Coding region: 1-2625 (874 amino acids)
Source: RefSeq, a predicted model, not a curated record